AUGGUCAUGUACGAAAACGAGAUCCCAGCUGAGGAAGAGCCUCCACGCAUUCGAGCCGAAGAGCUCGAGCAGUACUCUGAUGCGCAGCUCCAAGAAUUUCUCCUGCGCCACGAGCGCUGCGACAGCGGAUAUUUAACUCUUCCGAUCGAUUUAGAGAGUUGGAAAGCCCUCCCCAGUGAUGCAGCGCAGCUUCUUGUGGCAAGGCUUCAGGAGCAGAAGCUAGCUAUAGAGAAUUGUCGUGUAAACCCAGAGGAACUUUUUGCCCGGCUACAACAAAUCCCCCUCGACGACAAUGACCGUGCAGAGCGGACAUCUGAAUCAUCCACUAGGACCACUACUCUACUGGGAUCUGAGUACGAUCGCCGUGGAGGCGAGAAUGAGCGCGCUGACUACCAUCUUCUUCUUGCUGAUGGGGGUCGGCCCUUUUACUCUAUAGAGAAGUUAGACGCCGUGGAGCAGGAUCCCGAUUCACACGACGAUUUGAUAGGCCCAUGGAAGCAUCUCGACUCAUUCUCAGGUGGCUUGUUUCUGUGGGAGGUGUUUCAGCGGCAACUCGACCGGUGGGAGCAGUUCCGCAGGUGGCAGCUGGAGCACCGCAACCAGGAUGCGCAAGCGUACGAGAAGCACAUUGAAAAGCUGAGGACCAAAUACGCGCGUUUCGCUGGUCGCAGCUCGGGGGACGACAGGAAGCUAGCCGGCCUAGAUGAUCCUGAUUCAUAUGAGCGAGAGUAUUUCCAGGCAAAAGACAAAGUGCGUAAGUUGACGCUCCAAUGGCUCAGCCAAGGAGGCCAUCUGUAUACUGGAUUCUCAAAUUAUGCUGAAGAUGUCAGGAGGUGUCUGAGACAGCAUGGAUUCCUUGAUCGCAUUGAUCUGGAUAUGGACCCAAAGAAGCAGGACGAGCUAACUACUUGGGCCGAAUACGUCCACUUCGAAUUCUGGUUGUUGGCCGCGUACGAGAGGGUGCUGGAGAGGGCGACGCCAAAGAUGAGGAGGCAGUGGGAGAAACUCCACGAGCAAGGCAUAUUCGACAAGGAUGAGACGCUCGACGUUGUGCGGUCGGAGGAUUUUAGGAAACAGCUUUGGCGUGAGAAGGAGGCGUCCUUGUUUGUUGUUCAGAGACUUCGAGAUGAGUUUGAGUUUGGCUCAGACUCCACGACAGAGAGGGACCCCAAGACGGAGGAGAGGCUGCGCGCGGCGCAAAAGGGCCAUGAACCCGUCGAGAAGAAAUUUAAAGCUGUUCUCGCUGUCCAGAACAGAGGGCAGUUCCUCAAAUAUGCAGGCUAUCUACAAAGCCAUAAAACUCUGUUCCAAUGGACGUUGGACCAAUUUCGCCAAAUCCAAGCUGGGAUCGGACCUCUCUCAGAGAAAACACCAGUGGACAGUCAGAAGCCGAACGCAGUGGAAGGCGGUGAAGGUAACCUUGAACCCCUCGCCGCCAAAAGUCCAGCAGAUGCUACGACCAAACGCAAGGCCGAUGACGAUGAACCAGUCCAUAGGGCCGCCGACAAGCCCAAGGGAAGGCGAGAUUCCUCGCAGGAAGCGCCGAAUAUCCAGCCCACCCCAGGUAUCUCGGCAGCCGUACAUGGACGCGGCCUGGCAACCCUUCCACAAACCUCGGAAGCGUCAAACGUCACUACCAAAAGGCGAAGAAAAUCGCCCCCCUCUGCAGAAAAUCCGCAAGACUCUGAGAAACCCACAGGGCGGAUCGAUGAGCCGGAUCAUUCAGGCGACACUGGAAGCAUCAUGUGCCAAGGUGCAUCAGCCAGCCAAGACAGCACGGGCGCUACCCAAGGCCCAGUGACAAUGGUAGGAAUGGGACAUGGAACAAGACUUACUGCAAGGGGUGUGGCGGAAACAAAGGCUGCAAGUUCAAGGGAGAGGCCUCACCAUGCCACCGAGGAUGAACGAAGUUCAAGAGAAGUAGAGCCCAUGAAAAUGCUUCAUCAGAGUAGCGCUCGUCGGGAAGACAAGGCGCAGGAAUCAGAAGCAGGUCCAGCCAAGACGCCGAGAAAGCGGAAGAGAGACCCUACGGCUGAAGAGAUUGAGGCCUCUAUUCAGCGGAAAAAAUCUUUGAGGACCUUGGAAAGGAAAAACUACAAAGUCUAG
Messenger RNA from Clonostachys rhizophaga, 2106 nucleotides. Lineage: Eukaryota; Fungi; Ascomycota; Sordariomycetes; Hypocreales; Bionectriaceae. The record is from the annotation of a GenBank genome assembly.